AGAGAAGGCAAGUAACUGCAGCUUUGAAAUGGUCAGUGAAAACCAGUAACUGCAACUCUAAAAUGUUCAUGUGCAAUCCAUACCCUGUUACAUGCAUCUUCCUCUUCAACUAUGUGCAUUUUGUUUUCCUUCUGCCUCCAUCAGAAAUUCAUUAUGGCAGCCUGCUGUGAGCAAUGAAAUUUUCUGAAGAAUAUAGAUGCCAAAAAGCCAGCCAGAAACAGUGGCCUUGUUUUCCUCUUACUCCAACCCAUUGAAAUGGUGCUCUUAAGCUGAUACUGUUGAGUAUUGUUAGCAAGACAAACUAUUGGCUGGAUUUUUUUUCCUGAUCCCUACCCCAAUGUUCUGAUGAAUGGUUGACCGCGACAUCAUGUAGUAGGCCCUGAAGUGUUGUCAUAACAGUUGCAAUGGUUUUAUACACUUCCCCAUUUCCCAACAGCUUUCUGUCAGGUCUGCAUUCCUUUUCUUGGGGCCUGAUUUUCCCAUGCUAUUGGUUUGCAGACAGGCUUGUAGCCUCUUUUGUUCCAACCAGCUAUGAGAAACGUCAAAGGGCAGAUGACCCCUGCUACUUUCAUGCACUCUGUAUCAUCAUCACUACUCCCAUCUACCUGGCACUUCUGGUGGCAUCUCUUCCUUUUGCCCUGAUUGGUUUCUUGUUAUGGUCACCUCUCCAGUCAGCCAGAAGGCCAUAUAUUUACUCUAGGCUAGAAGACAAGAACCAGGUCAAUGGAGCUACACUACUCACUGAAUGGAAAGCUACCAGCAAUGGGAAAAGUUUCUGCUUUGGCAGUGCCAACGUUUGCCUGCUACCAGACUCCCUGGCAAGGUUUAAUAAUGUUUUCAAUACACAGGCACGGGCUAAAGAAAUUGGACGAAGGAUACGAAAUGGGGCAAGCAGACCACAGAUCAAAAUAUAUAUAGAUUCUCCUACUAACACAUCCAUCAGCGCAGCAAGUUUUAGCAGUUUGGUCUCUCCCCAAAGUGGAGAUGGCACUAACCGUGCAGUUAAUGUGGGCAUCAAAAGGACAACAUCUAUGGAGUAUAAAGGAGACAAUUCUGCUUCAAACAACAGUGAAGAUGGCAGAGAUGCUAAAAGUGGAGCAGGAGAACCAAGUGAAGGAGAGGACAAUAACACAUGUAUAGUACGCAUAAGUGGAGAGGAUAAUGGUCAUAUUUCAGACCCAGAUGUGGAUACUGUUAGUAGCCAGCCAAAUAACAGUGGACCUGCAGACCACUCAUCAGAGGGUGACUCAGAGAGCCCAAAGGGUCAAGCACCCAACCAUAAACAAAAAGAUGGAGAUUCUGGGAGUUUAGACAGCUACACUGCCUCACGAGAGUCCCUAGUUAAGGUUCGUAUUGGAGAUGGCACAGUGGACCAAAGCAGCAUUAAUAACAAGCUUCUUUACAAAGCCUCAAUCAUGAAGAAGACUUCUGUGAGGAAAAAGAAGCAUAUGGAUGAGGCCUUUGACCAUGAGAUCUCGGCUUUCUUCCCUGCCAACUUGGACUUCCUGUGUUUGCAGGAAGUAUUUGACAAAAGAGCAGCAGAGAAAUUGAAAGAGCAGCUCCAUCACUAUUUUGAAUACAUUCUGUAUGAUGUUGGGGUCUAUAGUUGCCAUGGCUGCUGUAGCUUUAAGUUUGUAAACAGUGGCUUGCUUUUUGCUAGCCGCUAUCCAGUUAUGGAUGCUACCUAUCACUGUUACCCCAAUGGAAAAGGAACAGACUCCUUGGCUUCUAAGGGAGCUUUGUUUCUCAAGGUGCAAGUGGGAAGUACACCUCAGGACCAAAGAAUUGUAGGAUACAUUUCCUGCACUCACUUGCAAGCUCUGGCAGGAGACACUACUGUUCGAUGUGAGCAACUGGAUCUGCUUCAAGAUUGGCUGGCUGACUUCCGAAAAUCUACCUCCUCCUCCAGCACAGCCAAUCCAGAGGAGCUGGUGGCUUUUGAUGUGAUCUGUGGGGAUCUGAACUUUGACAACUGUUCAUCUGAGGACAAGCUGGAACAGCAGCAUUCCCUGUUUACACGGUACAAGGACCCAUGCAGACUUGGUCCUGGGGAGGAAAAACCAUGGGCAAUCGGUACUUUGCUAGAUCCUGAAGGAUUAUAUGAUGAUGAAGUGUGCACUCCAGAUAAUCUACAGAAGGUGCUAGAAAAUGAAGAAGGAAGGAAAGGGUACCUAGUCUAUCCCACCAGCAAGAACCAUAGUUCAAGUCAAAAGGGGAGGAAGUCAUCGCUAAAAGGCAACGGGAGAAGGAUUGACUACAUGCUUUACACAGAAGAGGGUCUCUAUCUGGAAUGGAAAGUGGAAGUGGAAGAGUUCAGCUUUAUUACCCAGUUAGCAGGUUUGACAGACCAUCUGCCUGUUGCCAUGCGUCUGAUGGUAUCUACGGGGGAAGAUGAUCCUUAAAACUGACCAGCUUAGAAGAUCAGAAGCAGAAAGUUUCAACUUGUGACAUAUAGAAGAAGAAAGGAAAGAAUUUUGCUGGUGCCACAUUAAGAAAAAUUACUGGACCUGACCCAUGCUAUCCCCAACUCCAUCUCCUUUCAAGUUCCUCCCCAAAAUGUACUAACAUUUGGGGACAUAAAGAGGGAAGAAAUUAUGUGGGUUUGGACCAGUAACAAACCACUAUCACAAGUUGCUCAGGCAACAGGGCAGGCCUUUAUCUCAAUACUUUCACUGUGGACCGAAAGGAACCAAGAUGGAAGUCCCAAUUCCUUUUGAACCAGUGCCAUUCUUACUAAAAUAUGUUUUUAUACUAAUAUAUAGCACAAUUUAGUUUGUAAUCGGUCUGUGAGUUAGUGCUGCCCAAUGGUUUUUGCAUAAUUUCUUUGUAUAAUUAAGAAACUAAAACUUUUUUCUUUUCUUUUCUCUUUUUUAGCCUGUUAAUGUUGUAGUAGCAUGCCUGCAUCAGUAGCAUGCGCCCACAUUGCAUGCCACUUUGACACAAAAUAGUCAUUAAGAUACCAUGGGGGAAAAUAAAAAUAGAAAUGGGAAUUCAAAGUCAGAAACUAGCCAAAGAAAAGUAUUCUGGGACUGGCUAGCCAUUUUUCAAUUAGCUUGAUGGGUUUUAAAACUAAAAUCUAUGUUCAGUUUGCAGAUAAAGAUUUUUCUUUCAGAGCCCUCAGUUUAAGGAUGAGACUGAAAAUUGAGAAAUUAAAUGUUCAAAAUUCAUUUCUACUGUUAUUUAUCUACCUUUUAUUUUCCUUUCCCACAUCUAAAGCCGUUCUAUUUCCAGUACAAGGAAACAGAGCAUGUUAUGAUAGUGUAAAUAGAUUCAUGUAGUACUGCUGGUAACACUGGAGCCAAUGUUCUGCCUUUGCUGGAAAGAGUUAAGAAAUGGCUUGUAAAAUGCAUGCUAGAUAUUGGGUUAAACAUGAACAGAGAAAGCGAUGUUUUCAGGAAACGAAGCCAAGUAAGAGAGAUAAAGACAGUGUAAGAUUGAUUUUCAAAGGAACUAAUAUAUUUUGAGAGAACCAGAAAAUGGUAGCUGGCGGCAGAAUAAAGAGAAUGGAACUGUGAAUCCCAAUAUAAAAGACCUCUCUUCUGAACUGAAGGUAAUUUUUCACGUGUUAGAGGUGAUCCCACAUUGUUUAUACACUCAUGGACUUCAUAGGAGUCUUGACCAUUUGAUUUUUUUUCCCACCAUGUAGAUGCAUCUUAGCAUUGAUUCUCUUUACCUUUCUGCCCCCAAGACCUUCUCACCUACCCUAUCCCUUCUUACCUCUCUGACCCUAAAUUAUUAAAUGAAAAAUUAGGGGUGAGAUUAAUAACUGGGGGCUUCUCACCCCCCUUGUUUAUUUAAGGAUUUAAAAU
Messenger RNA from Gavialis gangeticus (Gharial), 3809 nucleotides. It is a transcript of the gene SMPD3, whose product is annotated as sphingomyelin phosphodiesterase 3. Gene Ontology annotation, cellular component: extracellular region; cytoplasm. The coding region runs from base 405 to 2402 and encodes 665 amino acids. The transcript has 8 exons. Gene Ontology annotation, molecular function: sphingomyelin phosphodiesterase activity. The record is from RefSeq and is a predicted model, not a curated record. Lineage: Eukaryota; Metazoa; Chordata; Crocodylia; Gavialidae. Gene Ontology annotation, biological process: sphingomyelin metabolic process.